AUGGACCUUCUGAAGCUCGGCGGUGAGGCCUGCACAGCGACGACCCGCGCUUGCUCUGACUGCAAGGAGCAGGAUGAGCUCCUGACCUCAGCAAUCGUGGAAAAGAUGGAGAUGGCCCACCUUGGAAGCCAGGAGUUGGAGGCGGAAAGCCCGGCUUCGACCAGCGCAGGCGCGCUCUUCCGGAGACUGCAGGUCCCGCCCGAGUUUGAAGGGGCGCAGAGGAGGGUCAUCCAGGCGGUGAGUGGUGACUACUCGCCAUCGUCUGCCAAGGAGCAGCAAGAGCAGCGGCGAUGCCUGAAGGUCUGCGUGCAAACCUUCACCCGGGCCUUGCUCCAAGGCAUCAACGUUUGUGUGCUUCUGGAUGAUAAUCGAACCCGGCUGGCGGAAGCCCGCCUGGAUUCGGACAUCACCCACCUCGUGCUGCACGUGCCGCAUGCGCAGCAUCCGGUGGCCCUGAAGUAUAUCGACAGCAUUUGCCCUCCAACUGCAACUUGGCCCACGCCGAGCUUUGGAGAGGAUGGAUGCCUGCAGUCGCGGGCCACUCUCACGAUGAGGGGCGGGCAGUUUCUGACCUUUGUCUUCGACAGCCCCACUGUCAGAGAAUACUUUGAGAUGUGCCUCAAGGUCCUCAUUAUCGCCAAAGGCGGAGAAAGGCCUGCUGAGGAUGCAGACAGCGGUGAAAUUCUGGGCGCUUCGCUCGACAGGGACAAGGUGGAAAUCUCCUCUUGCUGA
This is a messenger RNA of Symbiodinium natans, 732 nucleotides long. Lineage: Eukaryota; Dinophyceae; Suessiales; Symbiodiniaceae. The record is from the annotation of a GenBank genome assembly.